AUGAAAGAAUACCGAGAUCUCUGGAAAGCAGAUCAAGCAGUGGAAAUCGAGCGAUUGAAGAGCACUGAUAAAGAAGACUUCAAAAUAACAUCGGUCAUCGAUCUCUGGCCUUUGAUCAACAUGCAAAGAUCCCAGGGCAAGACGGACCACGAGAUUGCUUCAGCCAUUGAAAGGAAUUACGUUGGUGCUCAUCACUAUCUGACACCUGCAUUAUUCGCGCCUCCUCAUCUCAUCGAUCGCUUCGGCGACGAUUGGGGAAUGAACGCUCGAGGUAUCUACUAUCGCCAUCACUACUCUCCUGGAUGGGUCACAGCCGACCACAGCUUAUGGUUGCCGUCACUGGACAGCAUAGACUGGAACGACGUCGUCGAGGAAUCUCGUCGGAUCAGAGCUAAAUCAUUCUUGAAGCACGCCCUGGAUAACGAAAAGUGGAGUAAGAGCGAAUACGCGUGGGAGGCGGAUGCUUGGACAGAUGUUUUCGGCCUUAUGAGAGAUGAUCCAGCACUGUCGUGA
Molecule: messenger RNA, 513 nt
Organism: Diaporthe citri
Lineage: Eukaryota; Fungi; Ascomycota; Sordariomycetes; Diaporthales; Diaporthaceae
Exons: 3
Coding region: 1-513 (170 amino acids)
Source: RefSeq, a predicted model, not a curated record